This is a messenger RNA of Penaeus chinensis, 851 nucleotides long. RefSeq lists its product as uncharacterized. The transcript has 4 exons. Gene Ontology annotation, cellular component: extracellular matrix. Bases 1 to 759 code for a protein of 252 amino acids. Lineage: Eukaryota; Metazoa; Arthropoda; Malacostraca; Decapoda; Penaeidae. The record is from RefSeq and is a predicted model, not a curated record.
AUGAACACUAAGGUGAGCGGUGUAGUGCCUGUGCUUCGAACCAGAAUCAUCCUCGUGCUGGCUUUCACUGCCGUCGCCACCGCCGACAAGCCGAGCUUCUCCUAUGGCGCCCCUAGGGUAGCAUCCAGGGAAUCCUUCGAGUCCUUCGAGUCCCCUGAAGCCAAGUACGACUUCCAGUGGGCCGUCGACCACGACGACUCCGGCAACGACUUCGGACACCAGGAGGUUCGCGAUAACGACAACACUCAAGGAUCCUAUUACGUGCAGCUCCCCGACGGCCGUCUGCAGAAGGUCACCUACUAUGUGGAUGGAGACUCAGGCUAUGUAGCCGACGUCAGCUACGAGGGCGAAGCUCGCUAUGACUCAGCUGAGUCCCGCGAGGCUCCCAGACCUGUCUACUCAGCCCCCAGACCUGUCUACUCAGCCCCCAGACCACGCGUCCCUGACUCCCGUGAAUCCUUCGAGAGGCCCGUACCCAUCCCCGUCAGGGCCCGUCACUUCGACUCCCGUGAAUCCUUCGAGAGGCCCGCACCCAUCCCCGUCAGGCCCCGCCACUUCGACUCCCGUGAAUCCUUCGAGAGGCCCGCACCCAUCCCCGUCAGGCCUCGUCACUUCGACUCCCGUGAAUCCUUCGAGAGGCCCGCACCCAUCCCCGUCAGGCCCCGUCACUUCGACUCCCGUGAAUCCUUCGAGUUCGGCAGCUUCGACUCCCGCGAGUCAUUCCAUUCGGAUGAGGACGUCCGCCGACACUUCGGCUGAAGGACCGCGUGCAAUAAUGGCCUGAAUUGCAAAUGCUGCGAAUGUAUUUAUUAGCGUGAAUGUGUCAAAUAAAUGUUAUGCAAUGAAAAUAA